GUACCUCUCCGUAUAAAAAUCAAAGCUUUGAGCUUUGACUAAACUACCUUUUUGUCAUUGAGUUAUCCCUACAUCAAUCGCCGUACACGUGUCCUGACAGUCUUCUCACAUACCCGAACUUAAUGGUAUGAUCGGAUGGUGUUGAAUGAUGGUACCCUUUGGAAUUGUUGUUAAAACCAACCCUCUUCGUCCCAUGUUUUCUUAUGUCACAACUGGAUAACGAUCCAGGUAAGUUAAAGUUGUCAGCUUUGUUGAAUGUGUGUGUGUGUGUGAGUGAGUGAAGUUUCUUUUCAAGCUUUUAUCAUAGAUAUGGCUAUGGCUAGUGUUAAACUAGGGAGACAAAGUAGCAUACAAGAUAGUCCAAGGAGCCCCAAAGCAAAGCUCGGGAUGCAAGUUGAAGAUCUAUGGUAUGUUCAGGAACCAGAGCAUAGUCCUAAUGACAAACUCAACGCUUGCUUUGAAAGCAUCCCUGUUUCUGCUUUCCCUAUUGCUCCUCAAUGGAUUGAGAUCAAAUCGGAUGCGAGUCAGUCCGAGGCUGUUCAAAUACUAGCACAAAACAAGAUCCUUAGCGCACCCGUUGUUGAUGUCGAUGCACCGGAAGAUGCAAGUUGCAACAUGGAUGGACAGAUACAUUGGCAUUGUAGAGUUUGCAGGAAUUGCUGUAUAGAUUUUGCAACAGGUCGAAAACAGAACCGCAUAUGAUGAACUCUUUUUCUCUAUAAGCCUUUCAUUUGGGAAACUAACAAUGUUUGAGUUUUUCUUCUACAGUCUGAACCAUCUUCACCUAGAAGCCAGUCAUCUUGAAUUUUUUCAGUUUCUUAGUUGUGCUUAUGCUUUAACUUGUGAGAGCAUACAGGUUCGUGAUAUCUCGGGUCGUUCCGCUGGGCACCGUUCCUUGCAUUGCAGAAAUCGAACACCUUUCUGACCAUGUUGUUACUGCUUUCUAAGUUGUUAUUCACAUGCUAGCAGAAUGUACUGGACUUCACUGGUUCGAAAGUUGGGGAAGUAAGAAAACGAGAGUGAGUUGAGAUUUAAAAUCGUCCUCAAGAAUUUUCUCUAAAAUGAUAGUAUCCGCGCAGACGUAAGACAAGACGAACGGCGGCGGCGGAGAAAAUGGGAAAUCCAAAACAUAAAUACCCAUUUUCAAUAGUAUUUCUAAUACUAUGUGAGAUUGAACAUUACCAACAAUGAUAACUUGCAAGAGAGAUGAAACGGUAAAAGAGUUGAUCCAGACGCGACUCGGAGAAGAUCCAAAGGGUGUACGUCGUGGAUGAUGAUGGGAACUUGGAAGGAGCGAUCACACUUGGGGACAUCAUCUCGAGGCUGGUACACAAGCCACGCGGCUACUUUGGUGAUUUCUUCGACGGCGUGUUGCCUUUACCUGAAAACAGCAGGGUGUGAAAGAGUAACAA
This is a messenger RNA of Hibiscus syriacus, 1412 nucleotides long. Its product is annotated as SNF1-related protein kinase regulatory subunit gamma-1-like. The transcript is spliced from 3 exons. NCBI's taxonomy places the organism in Eukaryota, Viridiplantae, Streptophyta, Magnoliopsida, Malvales, Malvaceae. The record is from RefSeq and is a predicted model, not a curated record. Bases 310 to 702 code for a protein of 130 amino acids.